Neoarius graeffei (lesser salmon catfish) is the source of this 1157-nucleotide messenger RNA. RefSeq names its product glutathione S-transferase 3-like. NCBI's taxonomy places the organism in Eukaryota, Metazoa, Chordata, Actinopteri, Siluriformes, Ariidae. Gene Ontology annotation, biological process: glutathione metabolic process. Bases 74 to 745 code for a protein of 223 amino acids. The transcript is spliced from 6 exons. The record is from RefSeq and is a predicted model, not a curated record. Gene Ontology annotation, molecular function: glutathione transferase activity.
CUUCCUGACUUCCCCACAGCUUCCAGCUGCAGGCAGACGCUGCAAGUCAGGUGAAAGCUUCUCCUAGGCAAAAAUGUCAGGAAAGGUUGUACUGUACUACUUCGAUGGGAGAGGGAAAAUGGAGUCCAUCAGGUGGCUUUUAGCUGUUGCUGGUGUUGAGUUCGAGGAGGUUCAUUUGACCACCAGGGAGCAGUUCCUGAAGUUAGGGGAUGACGGAGCACUCCUGUUUCAUCAGCUUCCCCUGGUUGAAAUGGACGGAAUGAAGCUUGUUCAGACGAAGGCCAUCUUGAACUACGUUGCUGGAAAAUACAACCUCUAUGGGAAGGAUAUUAAAGAGCGUGUGAUGAUUGAUAUGUACUCUGAGGGUGCUAGGGACAUCAUGGAAAUGAUGCUUUAUCUGCCCUUUCUACCUGAUGAUCAAAAACAGGGUCAACUGGAUAAAAUACAGACAAAAGCUGUGAAAUGUGGUCUUCCAGCUUAUGAAAAGGCUCUUGCUCAUUCCCAAUACCUUGUGGGAAACCAGCUGAGUUGUGCAGAUGUGCAUCUUCUUGAGGUCACUCUCAUGCUGGAGGAAUUGUUCCCGACAAUACUUUCCACUUUCCCCAAAAUCCAGGAAUUCCAAAAGAGGAUGAAAGCAAUUCCAGCCAUCAGUAAAUUCUUGCAGCCUGGCAGUCAGAGGAAGCCUCCACCUGAUGAAGUUUACGUAAAAACUGUCAAGAAUGUAUUGAGCCAUGUUUUCAAGUAGAAGACAGAAUGAUUGAUCAUUCAAGCAGUUAAGCUUUGUUGUUCCUUACACACAAGAAGGGUUAUGCAAGGUUCUUCAUUAUGGAGUAAUUCUGUUUCACGCUGUGUUUUGCCCUUUGGAUGAAAGUAGGUAGUGAAUGAAUAGCUGUUUUUGCGCUACGAAAUGUACUACCCCAUAUCCACACUGAGAAAUCACUCAUUAAUAUCUGAUGGAUUACACUUUGCAGAUGCAUACUUGUGAGGGCUGUGAUGUAAAUCCGAAUUACAAUAAUUAUACAAGAGCGAAUGACAUUUUGGACACAGCAUAAAAUAUGCCGUAGUUUGAUAAUAGUUUUGGUCUUUUACACUUUGUGUGAAACUUUAGGUACAAUCCAGACUUUUAAAGGAAUAAAUCAUUUCAAGUUGAAAUUGAA